This is a messenger RNA of Caenorhabditis remanei, 873 nucleotides long. RefSeq lists its product as uncharacterized. Lineage: Eukaryota; Metazoa; Nematoda; Chromadorea; Rhabditida; Rhabditidae. The coding region runs from base 1 to 873 and encodes 290 amino acids. The transcript has 6 exons. Gene Ontology annotation, biological process: phosphate ion transmembrane transport; malate transmembrane transport; thiosulfate transport. The record is from RefSeq and is a predicted model, not a curated record. Gene Ontology annotation, molecular function: oxaloacetate transmembrane transporter activity; thiosulfate transmembrane transporter activity; succinate transmembrane transporter activity.
AUGGUGGAGGACAAAACGAAACGACUUGGAAGAUGGUAUUUUGGAGGAGUUGCAGGUGCCAUGGCCGCUGUGUGCACUCACCCACUUGAUCUCUUGAAGGUUCAACUUCAAACCCAACAACAAGGAAAACUCACCAUUCCUCAACUGUCGCUUAAAAUCUACAAGAACGACGGAUUCUUUGCAUUCUACAACGGAGUGUCUGCAUCUGUACUCCGUCAACUCACCUACUCAACGACUAGAUUUGGAAUUUAUGAGACAGUCAAGAAGCAGCUUCCUCAAGAUAAACCACUGCCUUUCUACCAGAAAGCACUUCUUGCUGGUUUCGCAGGAGCGUGUGGAGGAAUCGUUGGUACUCCUGGAGAUUUGGUCAACGUUAGAAUGCAAAACGACUCUAAGCUUCCACCAGCCGAGCGAAGAAACUACAAACAUGCUAUAGAUGGGUUGGUCAGAAUCACGAGGGAAGAGGGAUUCAUGAAAAUGUUCAAUGGAUGCACUAUGGCUACGUCUCGUGCUAUUCUCAUGACUAUUGGACAACUUUCCUUCUACGAUCAAAUCAAGCAGACCCUCAUCUCGACUGGAGUUGCUGAGGACAACUUGCAGACUCACUUUGCUAGUUCGAUCAGUGCGGCCAGUGUUGCGACUGUCAUGACUCAACCGUUGGACGUUAUGAAGACCCGAAUGAUGAAUGCCGCCCCCGGAGAAUUCAAGGGCAUCCUUGACUGUUUCAUGUUCACCGCCAAGUUAGGGCCAAUGGGAUUCUUCAAGGGAUUCAUUCCAGCAUGGGCGCGUCUCGCACCACAUACAGUUCUUACUUUCAUCUUCUUUGAACAACUCAGACUGAACUUUGGAUAUUCUCCAUUGCCAAAAGCAUAA